AUGAAAGCGUUGAUUUAUUCCUUGCUUGCAUACAUUUUGUUGGACGCAAAUGUCUUGGCAGUUUUGCUGGUUAAAGACCUCUCAUCAGGAAUUGUUGACGAGUUUGAGGAUUCGGAAGCACUUUUUGGUGGAGCAGUUUCUCAGGAGUCCUUAAUACUGGGACGAAUUUAUGCAUCCAAACCACUAGAAGGCUGUGUGGACCGAAUUCCCAAACCUAAAGAUGAUCACAAUUCAACUCUUCCUUACAUCUCACUCAUCAAACGUGGAGAUUGCUCUUUUGUAGAUAAGGCUUUAGCGGCCGAAAGAGGUGGAUAUAUUGCAACUGUUAUUUUCAAUGAUGUGGACGACAGUACUUUCCCAAUGGGUUACAAUUCGUCCACAAAUGUCAGUAUUCCUGUCGUAAUGGUUGGUUUGUCUGACGGCGAGCUCCUACUAAAUAAGUACUGCGUACCACAUUAUUUUGUUGAAAUACUACCUGCUCAUCGCCGAAGUAUCGUGUUGUAUCUUAUUCCACUCAUAACAUGUCUGCUGAUAUCUGUAGUCGCAUUGAGUGUGGCAUAUGGGAUUCGGCUUUUGAAUCGAUACCGGAGAAGAUAUCGUUAUUGCUUACCAGUAAAAGAGUUACGUAAAAUACCUGAAACUUUAUUUGUUAAAGACUCCAGUGAAUUCGAAACUUGUGCAAUUUGUUUAGAAGAUUAUAAAGAUGGUGAUAAAUUGAGAGUAUUACCAUGUGGGCAUGCUUACCACAGUAAAUGUGUAGAUCCGUGGCUUUUAAAACGUCGUGGUUUUUGUCCUAUAUGUAAGAAGAAAGUUCACAAUCGUCCUAGAGUCUACAUUUCAACUUCUACAAGAUAUAGACGCGCUUCUGCAUAUGCCACUACAUCUGAAGCUCCACUUUUGGAUGAUUCGUCUUUCGAAGAAGAUUCUGAUUCAGAAGAUACUACUUCAUCACCUCAGUUAAGUUUCUACAGUGGGAACGUCCAUUCAGAUGAACAUACUCCGCUUAUUAAUGCUUCUGUUGAGCAAUCAAGUGCUUCAUCACUUAGGCGAAUGAAGAUGACUACCUCAAUUCGUGAAACCUUGGAAAGCUUUCUGACAAAUGUAUCAAGUUCUUAUUCCAGAGGUCAUAAUUCAUCCGACUAUGAACAGGGAACUAAAGUUAAUACAGCUGUGGAAUUACAACCUGAAUGUUCUCAGAUUGUCGCUGAAUCCCUCGUAAAAGGUAAACAGUGUAGUGAAAGUGACACUGAUUCUGGACCAAAUAAUGAGAUCAAUGAUGGUCUGUCACCUUCAGUAAUGAUUACUCAUGUUGAAGUGCAUACGGAUUGUGAUUUAUUAUGUAUGCACAAAUCUCAUGCUUAA
Molecule: messenger RNA, 1362 nt
Organism: Schistosoma intercalatum
Lineage: Eukaryota; Metazoa; Platyhelminthes; Trematoda; Strigeidida; Schistosomatidae
Source: the annotation of a GenBank genome assembly